UCCACACGUUCCGCCCCCCGCGGAGCAGAGCAUCCCGGGCCUGGAGCUUCCCGGGGCUUGGGGCACCCCGGGCCGCACUCUGCGUGGGCGACGAUGAGGGUCUGGAGCUCGGAGCAUGUGUUCGGCCACCCGUGGGACACAGUCAUCAAGGCUGCCAUGAGGAAGUACCCGAAUCCCAUGAACCCCAGCGUCGUGGGCGUCGACGUGCUGGAGCGCAGUGUGGACAGCCGGGGCCGGCUUCACAGCCACCGCCUCCUCAGCACUGAGUGGGGGCUGCCCGGCCUUGUGAGAGCGAUUUUGGGAACCAGUAGUACUUUGACAUACAUCAGAGAACAUUCUAUUGUGGAUCCAGUGGGAAAGAAAAUGGAGCUCUGUUCCACCAAUGUAAGCAAUGGCCACGAUGAUCACACUCACAAACUGGGUGUCAGUGAGCGAGAGGCUGGUGUACACACCCCACCCGGAGGACCCAGGAAGGACCGUGCUCACCCAAGAAGCCGUCAUCACUGUGAAGGGGAUCAACCUCGGCAGCUAUCUGGAAAGUUUGAUGGCCAACGUGAUAUCGUCCAAUGCAAAGAAGCCUCCCUGCUGCAGGAGCUACACUGCUGAGGUUUACCUGUGCAGAAUCUUGCUGUUCCUUCUCUUUCUUCCAAGUGAUUUCCUGCAGCUUUUAUACCAUGUUUGCUUAGGAAUUUGAUAUUCAGGUUAGCUCUCCAGAAAUCCUCAAUUUCUCUUUGGCAUUUCCACUCUCCCCAACACUGUUGCUCCCGGAAAAGUUUGGGGUGUGACAUUUUCUGCUGUGUUACCUUAGGGAAAGGAGCUGGGGGAGGUAGGCCAGGGACCAACAGAUGAUUCCUGCAGUUACAUGGGAACAUCAAAGCAAAGAAUUACACAGAAGGGCAAACUUCUAGUGAGGCUGCCCCUUCUUUCUAGCCACUCCUGAAGGAAGGAAGUUCCUCCUUUUCUUUAAUUCAUAGACAGUCACGUUCGUUGGAGCUGCUGUGAGAGCACUCACUCCUAGUACAGGAGCCAGCGUCUGGCCCCCUGGGUGAGUGGAACAUCCAGGUGAUCUCUCAGCUUUUAAGCCCCAGGGACAUAAGUGAACUUUAAUUAAUGCCCCAGUUUUCAAGAGCCCACUUUUUAGAGAACUGUGUCCUGUCAGUUCUGAAGCCCUUUUACUUCCACUACUUCGAUGGUAAGGAAGUGGCUCAGAUUUUGCCACCAGCAUCACAAUCCAACAGCAGAAACAGAGCUGUACAAUGUUCCACACAGUAAAAUCUAUUCUAAAUAGAUAAAUAUAUAUACAUCAUACACAUUUUAAUGGAACGAGCCAGAACAGCAUUGUGAAUUCAGUCUGCCGGGUAACUGCACCUGAACAUUUAAUUAGCGCAAGCAGAAUUUUAUAUUAAGUAGAUUCUUAGCUCUUAAAUUUUUUUGGAUGAGCAAAGGGAGAUGUUUCUAGACGUGGGCCUUAGGCUGACAUGCAGGAAGAAGGCGCAUUCUGAUGAAUGUAUGUGUACGUGUGUGUGUAACUGGAGUCUUGAAACACAUCAUAUGUGCAAUCAAGCCCUUACCUAGAAGAGUUCUCCUUAUGAAAUUCUAGACUCUGAUGAUUUGCAACUAUACAACUUCUCAACAGGAGCUGAGAAGGAAAAAGAAAGAUGCAGUUAAAUAAGGGUUACCCAGAGUUUCCCUUCCUGGUACGCGACCUCUCUGUGUCUCUGGAAUCCAGGAGGCACAAGGCAAGGGCUGUGACCCGGAUUCAGAAAGUCAGUGAACAUUAGAAUUGUGAGCUGACAUCUUGUUACACAUGUCACAGAGAAACUUCAGCGGAAGAAGAGCCUAAAAUAUAUCUGGCAAAUAAGUAAUGAAUUAAUAUCACAGUCAAUAUCACGUAAUGUUUAAGAUAUGUAAAGGGCUAAUGAUGCUCUAUAUUUAGUUAACAUAAAGACAAAAGAACUUUCCUAAAUUCAUUCUGGGUUUAAUCUUCCUAAUUUUUUCUCGACUGUUUAAGAGCUACAGCAAGAAAUUUUCUUCAUUGGACAUUUUAAGAAUAUAUACCUUGAGGAAUUCGAUUUAGGAAAAAAAAUAAAAGCUUUAUCUUUCUAUAUAUAAUUUGUCUCCAUAGAUGUGACUUCUUAUAUAAUAAUUGUUAUAUAUACUAUUUAUAGAUUUUAGUUUCCUACCCUGCUGAGCUGAAAAAGGAGGUAGGCUGCUCAGUGACACAGAAGAGUUACAGUGACUGCUCAUUUUCAUUUAUUUUUCCAGUGUGGUUGUAGAUUGUAUUUCUCAAGCUGAUCGUAAACUGCUGAUGUCAUAUAAAUAUAUCUUGUCUUCCCA
This is a messenger RNA of Kogia breviceps (pygmy sperm whale), 2337 nucleotides long. RefSeq names its product PRELI domain containing 3A (gene PRELID3A). Gene Ontology annotation, cellular component: mitochondrial intermembrane space. The record is from RefSeq and is a predicted model, not a curated record. Gene Ontology annotation, molecular function: phosphatidic acid transfer activity. Lineage: Eukaryota; Metazoa; Chordata; Mammalia; Artiodactyla; Physeteridae. Gene Ontology annotation, biological process: phospholipid transport.